Molecule: messenger RNA, 2033 nt
Organism: Xiphophorus maculatus (southern platyfish)
Lineage: Eukaryota; Metazoa; Chordata; Actinopteri; Cyprinodontiformes; Poeciliidae
Gene: ccni2
Product: cyclin-I-like
Exons: 5
Coding region: 387-1040 (217 amino acids)
Biological process (GO): mitotic cell cycle phase transition; regulation of cyclin-dependent protein serine/threonine kinase activity
Cellular component (GO): cytoplasm; cyclin-dependent protein kinase holoenzyme complex; nucleus
Molecular function (GO): cyclin-dependent protein serine/threonine kinase regulator activity
Source: RefSeq, a predicted model, not a curated record
GCCUGCAGCGUUCAAAACACAGCUUGUCCCCAAUCCUUCCUGAUCUCCGCUUCCUGCUUCUUUUGCGCUCUUUUUUUUUAUUUUUGCGUUGUUUUUUAUUUUUAUCAUCUGCUUUGUGGAACUUUAUUGCGCUUUUACUCGUUGUUUUACUUUUGUUAUUAUAAAGGUAUAAUGCGGCUGCUCUCCGAGAUACAUUUUGUUCCGAGAUUGUUUUUCCGAGCAGAUCCAUCCCUCUGUUGUUGACUGCUGGUUUAUUGUCUUCGGUGAAUAUGGAUUGAUUAAAAAAAAUACCGUAUAAAUGCAACCGCCGUCCAAGACACUGCCUGCUUCUGAAAUCAAAGAGGUGUGUGAGCGCUGGGUGCAGGCUGGCCUGUGCUGUGGAGGGGAUGAAGAACCCAGUGGCUGCAGAGAGCCGCCGGCUGCUCGGCCUGCUGGACGCUGCUCUGCUCAGAGAGGCUCGUCUGUGGAAGGUCCCGCUCUUCAAAAACGGAUGCAUUCAGGGUGCUGACAUCUCCUUGUCCCAACACCAGCAAAUGAUCGUUUGGAUUGGAGAAAUGAACCGACUGUUUCAGUUCUGUCCAGAAACUUUUGCGCUGGGAGUGUGUGUCCUUAACCGCCUGCUGUCCACUGUCAAGGCUCAGAGAAAAUACCUAAAAUGCAUCGCUUUUACCUCCCUGGUCCUGGCAGCCAAAAUCAAUGAGGAAGACGAGGUUAUUGGUUCUGUUAAAGACCUGGUGGUGCGGAGUGGAUGCAACUUUUCGACAGCGGAGAUUCUUCGCAUGGAGCGGAUCAUUCUGGACAAGCUGCACUGGGAUCUGUACACGGCGACACCGGUCGACUUCGUUCACAUCGUGAGUUUACAGAACAGCAGAUUAAUUAAUAGUUCUUUUUUUCCCAUUAGACCUCAACAUUUCAGUUACUUGUGGUCUUACAGUGAAACACAAGCAGUACAAAAAGCAGACAUUGCAAACCAUCAUGCUUCAAGAUUCUCUGUUCCACAUUUAAGGGUUGGUCCUAAGUUACAUUGUGCAUUUAUUUAACUGGACUUCAUGUGCCUGUGAUUAGAAUUGCAAACUACAUUUCUAGUUCUGAUUGAUAUGCAAACUUCAAGUCAGAAAAUCUGAUGGGAGAUUGUUCGAUUUCCCACCUUCUGAUAAAUUAUAACUUCAAGUAAAAACGGGUUCGCAAAAGCAAACAUUUGUUGGUAUAAAAGACCAGCAAAUCUAUUUUCUGACACAAUAACAGCUUCUUGCAGAAAUAGUGUAUUCUUUUAAUACCAAAUGGAUGCAGCAAAACAAUUUGUUCCAAAUUUCAAGAGUGCAUUUGCAAGCUACCAACAAAGCAUGCCUGCUGCGCAUUGGGCCAAGGCACUUCUGACUUUUCUGCAGCCAUAUUGUGGAAACAUAAACCCUGUCGCCACCAGAUGGCGGGUUGGAUGAGCUGAUGUUGUCUGGGCUUUCAGACCUCAAGCAGCACAAACGCUGCAGUUUACAACAUAGUGUGGUUUUUCUGUGUUAACCAGGUUUAUCAUGUUUAUUUUUUAGGUCUACAGCUUGGAUCUGUACACCAUCAUCUAAAAAUCAUUGCUGCUGUAUUCAUAAGGCUUUUAAGGUUAAACAGAAUUAAUCUGAAGAUGGUUAACAGUCAGCAUGACUUCUUAAUUUGAGUUCAAGAUAAAGGCAGCGCCUUGCAAAAGUGUCCUUAUUACUUGAACUUUAUAUUGUUUUUCUGGAUUUCAUGUAUUGAUCAACAGAAUCAAUAACUAAAGAACUAAUAAAAAUUUGAGAAGUACAUUUGACACCUAUACUCUCAAACACAUUAUUUACAUGCAAACCACUAUCUAACCCUGAACACCAGUCUCAACAUACUGUCUGAACUGUGAAACGUAGAGGUGGCAGCAUCAUGCUGAGUGUGAGCUGCUUUUUCUCUUCAGUUUGGGCAGGGAAACUGAGAGAAAGUCAAAUACAGGCCAAUUCUAGAAGAAAACCAACCAGAGGCUUCAGCAGACCUGAAACUGUGAAUAAAACCUAAAC